AUGAACCUAAAAUCAGCAGCUGUUUACCUGACAAUGUGUGUCUUUACAAUCACAGGACAAAACUUAGAGGAGGCGAAACUAUUACAUUCCGAUCUGUUGAAGGACUACAAACCAAGUGUCCGACCAGUUCUUAACCAAUCAGAAUCGUUACAUGUAAAUGUGACAUUUUAUUUAACUUCAUUUAAUUCAUUCAACCAGGUUGACGAAACAAUAUCUCUAACAAUGGGAACAACACUUACAUGGAAAGAUCCUUCUUUAGUUUGGGACCCUGCUUCAUAUGGAAACAUUACGUCGACAACCCUUGAUUCGAUCAAUAUAUGGACACCAUUAAUCUUCUUGUUAAAUAGUGCAGAAAACUUGAAUACAAUUGGCAGUGAUGCAAAAUAUCCAUGUACUGUGUUUUAUACGGGAAUGGUGAUACAUCCUCCUGGUGGCCUAAUUUCAGCAAAAUGUCCAACGGACGUUUCGAAAUUUCCAUUUGAUACUCAAACCUGUACAUUAAUAAUUAUUCCCUGGGGUAUGUCAUCAUCACAAGUUACCUUAACAUCAGUUUACAGUGAGGCACAGCUAGGCUUCUACACGCCACAUGCUGACUGGACCUUACUAGAGAGGAAAACUAGCGUUGGACUGUCAGAUGGCAAUUAUUCUGCAUUUUAUCUCAAUAUGAAAUUCCAAAGACAGUCAUUAUAUUUUAAUAUACUAAUUAUUAUACCAACUUUACUGUUUGCGUCAUUAAAUCCGUUAGUGUUUGUCCUUCCAGUGGACUCAGGCGAAAGAGUUUCGCUCGCCAUGACCAUCUUACUAUCUUAUGUAAUAUUCCUAACGCUUGUGUCUGGAUCUAUCCCUGCAACCUCAAAUCCGAUGUGUGCUUUACUUCUUAUAAUGAUUGUUAUUAUUUCAAUAAGUGGAUUGAUUGUUAUUGGUACCAUUUAUAGUGCAAAAUAUUAUUAUCUUCACACGGAUGAACAUAUGGGAUUUCUACCGAUAUUUUUCGCAAAGCGAUUAAUAUUACGAAGAGGUAAGAUCGUUCCAAAUGUAGAUGAACAGGAAUAUGUUAUUACCGGUAAAGAUGCAUCACGAGCUCUGGAUACUGUAUUUUUCUUUUCUACAUAUUCUGCAAUUAUCAUUUGUGUUAUUUGUUACUUUAUCUAUGUUUCUUUCUGA
Molecule: messenger RNA, 1164 nt
Organism: Mytilus trossulus (common blue mussel)
Lineage: Eukaryota; Metazoa; Mollusca; Bivalvia; Mytilida; Mytilidae
Product: acetylcholine receptor subunit alpha-like 2
Exons: 1
Coding region: 1-1164 (387 amino acids)
Biological process (GO): nervous system process; regulation of membrane potential; monoatomic ion transmembrane transport
Cellular component (GO): synapse; plasma membrane; neuron projection
Molecular function (GO): transmembrane signaling receptor activity; excitatory extracellular ligand-gated monoatomic ion channel activity; transmitter-gated monoatomic ion channel activity involved in regulation of postsynaptic membrane potential
Source: RefSeq, a predicted model, not a curated record